AGCUUCUGUGAACCAACUUUUCAAGGAAGAGCAAUGGAGACUGGAUGGAUGCACAAUCGGAGACAAAGGCAAGUCCUUGUUUUCUUUGUUUUGCUGAGCUUGUCUGGGGCGGGCGCCGAGUUGGGGCCCUAUUCCACUGUGGAAGAAACCGAGAGAGGCUCUUUUGUGGCAAACCUAGGGAAAGACCUGGGUUUGGGGUUGACAGAGAUGUCCAGCCGCGGGGCCAGGAUCAUUUCCCAGGGGAACAAACAGCAUUUGCAGCUCAAAAUUCAAACUGGGGAUUUGCUCAUAAAUGAGAAGCUAGAUCGAGAGGAGCUAUGCGGUCCCAUUGAGCCUUGUAUACUACAUUUCCAAGUGUUAAUGGAAAAACCCUUAGAAAUAUUUCAGGCUGAACUGAGGGUGAUAGAUAUAAAUGACCAUUCUCCCGUGUUCACUGAAAAGGAAAUGGUUCUAAAAAUACCGGAAAACAGUCCUCUAGGAAUUACGUUCCCCCUGAAUUAUGCUGUGGACUUAGACUUGGGAAGCAAUAAUGUUCAAAACUAUAAAAUUAGUCCAAGCUCCCAUUUCCGGGUUCUAACCCGUGAACUCAGAGAUGGCAGGAAAUAUCCUGAGCUAGUGUUGGAUAAAGAGCUGGAUCGGGAGGAGGAGCCUCAACUGAGAUUAACCCUGACAGCGCUGGAUGGGGGUUCUCCACCGCGAUCUGGAACCACCCAGGUCCGCAUUGAAGUGGUGGACAGCAACGAUAACGCACCUGAGUUUGAGCAGCCCAUCUACAAAGUGCAGAUUCCAGAGAACAGCCCCCUUGGCUCCCUGGUUGCCACCGUCUCCGCCAGGGAUUUAGACAGCGGAGCCAAUGGGAGAAUAUCAUACACACUCUUUCAGCCUUCAGAGGAUACUAGUAAGACUUUGGAGGUAAAUCCUAUGACAGGAGAAAUUCGACUGAGAAAACAAUUAGAUUUUGAAACGACUAUGUCUUAUGAAGUAGACAUCAAGGCCACAGAUGGGGGAGGUCUUUCAGGAAAGUGUACUCUUCUCCUGCAAGUGGUGGACGUGAAUGACAAUCCUCCACAGGUGACCAUGUCUGCACUUACCAGCCCCAUCCCAGAGAACUCGCCUGAGAUUGUAGUUGCUGUUUUCAGCGUUUCAGAUCCCGACUCCGGGAACAAUGGGAAGACGAUUUCCUCCAUCAAGGAAGACCUUCCCUUUCUUCUAAAACCCUCAGUCAAGAACUUUUACACCUUGGUAACGGAGAGAGCACUCGACAGAGAAGCAAAACCUGAAUAUAACAUCACCAUCACAGUCAUAGAUAUGGGGACUCCAAGGCUGCAAACGGAGUACAACGUAACUGUGCAGAUAUCGGAUGUCAAUGACAACGUCCCCGCCUUCACACAAUCCUCCUACACCCUGUUUGUUCGCGAGAACAACAGCCCCGCCCUGCACAUCGGCAGCGUCAGCGCCACAGACAGAGACUCAGGCACCAACGCACAGGUCACCUACUCGCUGCUGCCGCCCCAGGACCCGCACCUGCCCCUCGCCUCCCUGGUCUCCAUCAACGCGGACAACGGACACCUGUUCGCCCUCCGGUCGCUGGACUACGAGUCCCUGCAGGCGUUCGAGUUCCGCGUGGGCGCCACAGACCGCGGCUCCCCCGCGCUGAGCAGCGAGGCGCUGGUGCGCGUGCUGGUGCUGGACGCCAACGACAACUCGCCCUUCGUGCUGUACCCGCUGCAGAACGGCUCCGCGCCCUGCACCGAGCUGGUGCCCCGGGCGGCCGAGCCGGGCUACCUGGUGACCAAGGUGGUGGCGGUGGACGGCGACUCGGGCCAGAACGCCUGGCUGUCGUUCCAGCUGCUCAAGGCCACGGAGCCCGGGCUGUUCGGCGUGUGGGCGCACAAUGGCGAGGUGCGCACCGCCAGGCUGCUGAGCGAGCGCGACGCGGCCAAGCACAGGCUGCUGGUGCUGGUCAAGGACAAUGGCGAGCCUCCGCGCUCGGCCACCGCCACGCUGCACGUGCUCCUGGUGGACGGCUUCUCCCAGCCCUACCUGCCGCUCCCGGAGGCGGCCCCGACCCAGGCCCAGGCCGACUCGCUCACCGUCUACCUGGUGGUGGCGUUGGCCUCGGUGUCGUCGCUCUUCCUGUUCUCGGUGCUCCUGUUCGUGGCGGUGCGGCUGUGCAGGAGGAGCAGGGCGGCCUCUGUGGGUGGCUGCUCGGUGCCCGAGGGCCCGUUUCCAGGGCAUCUGGUGGACGUGAGCGGCACCGGAACCCUGUCUCAGAGCUACCAGUACGAGGUGUGUCUGGCGGGAGCUUCUGGGACCAAUGAGUUCAAGUUUCUGAAACCAAUACUACCCAAUAUUCAGGACCAAUCCCCUGUGCCAGAAAUGAAGGAAAACUCUAACUUUAGGAAUGACUUUGGUUUCAGCAUUCAACUAAAAUAAUCAGUUUCAAGGUGUAUAUUUUAAUGUUUAUGAUAAAUUUAGAGUAUGGCCUUUCUGUCAACGUAGUGUAAAUUCCAAAUUAUGCUAAACUUUCCAGUGGGACUUCUCAUGUUGUCGCUGUUUUAAAUAUAGUAUGUCAUCUUUUCUUCAUCAGUAUACCAAUUUGAAUUGUUCUAAAGCUUGCAAGUCAAAACACUGAUGAGGUCAAUAGUUGUAUAAAUACUAGUUCUGGAAUAGCCUGGGAGUAUAGAAGCGGGAGAAACAUGAGAAAUUGGUUCUACAUAAUCGGCUGCAGUUCCUUGUCGAUUUGUUUAUUAGUACUUUACAGGUAGUGCUGUAUACCAUUAAUUGUAUACAGAGCAGUAAUGCACUAAGGUUGCAGUGAAGUCUAAUCAGGAAGGAAAGAAAGCUAGUACAGUGAGAAUGUCUGGCUUCUGCUUUAUUGUAUCCUCGUACUACUUAUCUUCUUUGAUGCUCUUUUCUCUUAAAGUGUUAUAUAAUUUUUCUUCCUUUCGUUAAUAUAUCAAUAUUUAUUUUAAUAUAAUUAUUUUUAGUUGCUUUAUAUAUUUGUGUUGUUCAAAUAGGAGGAAACUUUCACCAUAUUUAUUUAGUGAGAUAAAGUAGCGUGGUAAUGAAAUGAACUUUUCUUCUUGGAGAAAUAUUGACCAUCUGUGAUGGAAUUUGCAAUGGCCACUCAUGUCCAUUUAUCUUUUCUUCUUUAAUGAUAGAUCUCAGAUUUCAUUUAGGGCAUUAGUUUGCUUAGUGAAAACAAUACAUUUUCUCAGCCUUCUUGGCUGGUAAAUUAAACAUACGACUGGGUUCUAGUGCAUGAGCUGUAUGUACAAGUGGUGUACUGACUUCCAAGAACACUAUUUAAAAGGAGAUAAUUCAUCUAGGAAGGGGGUCCCCUUUUCCUUCUCUAAGUGCUCCUUGUUUCCUGGAAUCUGUAUGACAUGACUAGUACCUCAGCCUUUUUGGCCUCUAAUAAUUGAAACAUUAAGGAUUAAGAUAGUAAAAAAUAAACUUAAAAGAUACAAGAGUCCCUGGUGAUCAUGGAGUCAUCAUGUCAUGUCUAAUUGCCUAUGUCUCAUUUUUUAAGCCUAUGAACUAUAAUUUUAAUUAAAAUAUUAUAUAUACUGUUAAAUGCACAGAUCUUAAAUAUAUAGUUUAAUCCAAUUUUAAGCUUUUAUUUGUUGAUUUCUGAUUUAGUCAAAAUGUAUUUUACAGUGGUAUACAGGGUGCAUUACAUUUAGUAUCUUUUGAAGUUUCUCCCAAACCCUGAAAGAGUUGGUAUAUUAUCUCCUUUUUUAAAUAGGAAAACACUGAGGCUUAGAAAAGUUAAGUAACUUGCUCAUAGUUCUCAAGCAAUUCAAGGAAAAAUCUGAAAUACAAUCUAAGUCUACCUAAAUGUAAUGCCUGAGUUUUUAACCAAUAUAGUGUAUUGGCAUUACCUGGUAGCAUUGUUUUUCUAAGAAAGAAAGUGAAAUUUAUCUAUGAUUUCUACUUCUAUUGCAUGAAUUAAAUGCCCAUGUAAAAAUGUAA
Messenger RNA from Callithrix jacchus (white-tufted-ear marmoset), 3978 nucleotides. RefSeq names its product protocadherin beta-16. Lineage: Eukaryota; Metazoa; Chordata; Mammalia; Primates; Cebidae. The record is from RefSeq and is a predicted model, not a curated record. Gene Ontology annotation, biological process: homophilic cell-cell adhesion. Gene Ontology annotation, molecular function: calcium ion binding. Gene Ontology annotation, cellular component: plasma membrane.